Messenger RNA from Neopsephotus bourkii (Bourke's parrot), 3951 nucleotides. It is a transcript of the gene GTF2I, whose product is annotated as general transcription factor IIi. Gene Ontology annotation, molecular function: DNA-binding transcription factor activity. The transcript is spliced from 34 exons. Gene Ontology annotation, cellular component: nucleus. Bases 8 to 3055 code for a protein of 1015 amino acids. Lineage: Eukaryota; Metazoa; Chordata; Aves; Psittaciformes; Psittacidae. The record is from RefSeq and is a predicted model, not a curated record.
GAAGAAAAUGGCCCAAACUACUGCACCAGCAACAUCCAUUCGUGAUAAGGAUUUCUCUGAAAGCAGAAUGGUGAUUAAAUUCCUCAUGUCAGCACUUGAGUCAAUGUGUAAAGAACUUGCCAAGUCCAAAGCAGAAGUUGCCUGUAUUGCUGUAUAUGAAAGAGAUGUGUUUGUAGUUGGAACUGAGAGAGGAAGAGCCUUUGUAAAUUCUAGGAAGGAUUUUCAGAAGGAUUUUGUUAAAUACUGUGUUACAGAAGAGGAGAGGGCUGCAGAACUGCAGGAAACAAAGACUAUACCAUCUAUAAGUAGACUGCCAGUGGAUAGUGUGGAACUCGAAGCUCUCAGGAGGUCUGUGGAGGACUUCUUCUGCCUUUGUUACGGUAAAGCUUUAGGAAAGUCAACGGUGGUACCUGUGCCAUAUGAGAAGAUUCAGAGGGACCAGUCUGCUUUGGUAGUGCAGGGUCUGCCUGAAGGACUUGCAUUUAAACAUCCAGCAAAUUACGAUGUUUCAACCCUCAAAUGGAUUUUGGAAAACAAGUCAGGGAUCUCAUUUAUCAUUAAAAGGCCUUUCCUAGAGCCAAAGAAACACCUAGGAGCUGCUGUGACAGAUCCUUCACAAUCAGUUAUACCUCCAGGUGGAAGUUGUAGUCCUGUUAAAGUGAAGACGGAACCAAAUGAGGACUCAGGAAUUUCUCUGGAAAUAUCAACAGUAACAGUGAAGGAGGAACCAGAUGAUCCUGAUUACUAUCAAUAUAAUAUUCCAGGCCCUUCCGAAACAUCAGAGGUGGAUGAAAAAAAUGUUCUUGCAAAAAGUUAUACAGGAAGCCACGAGGGUACCGACUGCAGAGAAGGAGGAGAUGUGGAAAUACCAGUAGAAGAUUCCUUCCAGCACGUCCCUUCAGAAACAAGUGAGAAUCCUGAGGUCGAGGUCACCAUUGAAGAUGAUGAUGACUACUUGCCCCCUAACAAGAGACCAAAGAACACUGAGUCACCUAAUGAAGCUGCCAAUAUUGGGAAAAGAAAAGUGAAAGAGUUCAAUUUUGAGAAAUGGAAUGCACGAAUUACAGAGUUGAGAAAGCAAGUUGAAGAGCUGUUUGAGAAAAAAUACGCACAAGCUAUAAAAGCAAAAGGUCCAGUGUCAGUCCCAUACCCACUCUUCCAGUCACAUGUGGAAGACUUAUAUGUGGAAGGGCUGCCAGAAGGAAUUCCCUUCAGGCGGCCAUCCACCUAUGGCAUUCCCCGUCUUGAGAGGAUACUUCUAGCAAAGGAGCGGAUCCGGUUUGUGAUUAAAAAGCAUGAGCUUUUGAAUUCAACACAAGAAGAUGCGUCAUUGAACAGACCUGUUGCAGGAGAUACGUUGAAGGAGGAGUGGCUUUCCAGAAUGAUCAAACUGAGAAGGACGGUAGAUAAACUCUUCUGUGAAAAGUUUGCCGAGGCCUUGGGGAGCACUCAGCCUAAAACUGUUCCAUACACGAAAUUUGAGGCCCAUCCUAAUGACCUCUAUGUCCAAGGGCUGCCAGAUAACAUCCCCUUUAGGAGUCCUUCCUGGUAUGGAAUCCCUCGCCUAGAAAAAAUCAUUCAAGUGAGCAACAGAAUAAAGUUUGUGAUCAAGAGGCCAGAGCUUCUAAGCGUCACUUCAACUGAAGUUACUCAACCCAAGUCAAACACCCCAGUGAAAGAAGAUUGGAACGUCAGGAUCGCAAAGCUAAGAGCGCAAGUAGAAGAAAUAUUUAAUACAAAGUUUGGCCAAGCUCUGGGGCUUUCAGAGGCAGUGAAAGUUCCCUAUCCUGUAUUUGAAUCAAACCCUGAGUACUUGUACGUUGAAGGCUUGCCAGAAGGAAUCCCCUUCCGGAGUCCCACAUGGUUUGGAAUUCCACGCCUUCAAAGAAUUGUCCGUGGGAGUGGCAAAAUCAAAUUUGUUGUUAAAAAGCCUGAGCUUGUCACCUCCUAUUUGCCUCCAGGACUGGCUAGUAAAAUAAACAUUAAAGCAAUGAGUCCAAAUAGUUCAGAAAGAUCACAAAGUCCUGCAGGUAACUCAACUGUUCCAGAGAUUGAAGUUACUGUUGAUGAAGGUCCUAAUAAACCACAAACAACAGAUGCUGGAACCAAUUCUCAGACCAAUGGGUCCAAUAUGACUUACAAGCCACGAAAAAAAGAGUUUUCUUUUGAGGCGUGGAAUGCCAAAAUUACGGACUUAAAGCAGAAAGUUGAAAAUCUUUUUAAUGAAAAAUGUGGUGAAGCUUUGGGGCUGACAGAACCAGUGAAGGUGCCAUUUGCCUUGUUUGAAUCCUCUCCAGAGGCUUUCUGUGUGGAAGGACUACCCGAGGGGGUGCCAUUCCGCCGACCUUCUACUUUUGGAAUUCCAAGACUAGAGAAGAUCCUGAGAAACAAAUCUAAGAUAAAAUUCAUUAUUAAAAAGCCUGAGAUGCUUGAGGCAGCUGUUAAGGAAAUUUCUGCUAGAAGCCCCCAAAGUAAAAAUAAUUCAUCUAAUACACCCAAUACAGCAAGCACCCCAACAAACACAGUAGUGAGCACAGCUGCAGGUGUUGAAGACCUUAACAUCAUUCAAGUAACUAUACCAGAUGAUGAAAAUGAGCGACUGUCAAAAGUGGAAAGGGCCAGACAAUUGAGAGAGCAAGUUGGGGAUCUUUUUAGCCGGAAAUUUGGUGAAGCCAUUGGUAUGAAUUUUCCUGUGAAAGUCCCAUACAGAAAAAUCACCACCAACCCUGGCUGUGUGGUGGUGAAUGGGCUGCCUCCUGGCGUGGCAUUUAGAGCUCCCAGUUACCUGGAAAUCAGCUCCAUGAGGAAGAUUUUGAAAUCCGCAGAGUUUAUCAAAUUUACUGUCGUUCGACCAUUUCCAGGACUUGUGAUUAACAACCAGCUGAUGGAAAAAGCUGAAGCAGAAGCACCACCAACAGCACCAACAACAGCACCAGCAGCAGCACCAGUACUACCAGAGCCAGCUGACCCAAGCCAAAUGGAAGUGUCUGUAAGAGAAAUUACAAAAACAGAAGAAAAUCCCCAAAUAAAGCAGGAGCCAGACCCAACGUGGUAGACCUCAUCAGUGCUGGUCAGAAGAUCCAGUUCUGAGAAGAGCCUGCUGGGAAUGCCUGGAGCUGUGUAAUAUAGCUGUAUAAGAGAAGUACCUUCUAUACAAACUCUUUUUUAUAUUUUUAGAUAGAAAUGUCUACUUUUUCAGCAGAUCUGUGAAUUGACUUAAAUGAAAGAAUGACUGUAGAUUUGGAAUGGCUAGGUUUAAUUUGGAAUAUAUUAUAAGGACUAAAUUUGAUGCAGCAAUGCUGGGGAGAGGACAAGGAUUAAAAUCAACAGGGACUUAACAGAGACUGUCUGCGUUUCCAGUAGAGCUGAUUUUCACCUCACCUAAUGCAUUGCAGCUUUUGUAAUACAGAAAAAUUCCUGCAGGUAGUUCAGUUCGUUAGUUUUACUUUGGAAAAAAAAACCCCACAAACAUUACAUUUUUGUUCUGGCUGCUUUAAUGGCUGAUUGGACAAUGCUAUCUGUAUAUUUGAACUGAUUUUUCCUAGGAUACCUGUUGCAGUUCAUAUGCUUUUCAUGAAUAAAAGAUCAACUGGUUCACUUGACCUUUAGCACACAGUAAUGAGAUGGACGAUGAAAUGGUCACUAUUUCAGUGUGUGGAUUAGGAACCCAUUUAAAUUAAACCCUGUUAGAGAUUGUUCCAUUAACUCAAAGUAGUGAAUGCAUGUUUUCUCAGGAUAUCACAAGGUUUCUACACAAUGGGUCUGGUCUCACAGCCCUAACGUAGGCAAAGCCCACGUGGACCCGUGUGAGAGCAUUUCUCAUGAAGGCUCUGUGGAUGCCCUCCUGAUCUCUAGAAGUAGUUAUAGAAAUGUGUGCUCCAAGCUUCUGUAAGUCCCACUCUGCCAAAAGUUAAGACCCUUGUAGUCCUGGUGACUCCCAUAUGGUGAAAG